UUUUUUUGUGUUUUUUUUUUUAUCUAUUUGGUUGAUUGAUGAAACUGGUUUAAAUUAUUUUCAGUGUAUAUCAUUUUUAUUUUGUUUUGAUAAUCUUUAUUAUUGUUGUGUCACGAAACUAGUUCCUUGAUGAAGAAACCACUUUCUUGGUGAUUUUUCUAGUGAUUUUGCUGGCGACAAUGCCAAUUCUGAUGACUUUUUUGACUCCGACUAUUUUUCCGACACCGGCAACUACUUCGGCGACUUUCUGGCACUGACAUCAAACUCCAAAAUAGUCAUCGGAAUUGGCAUUGUCACUGGUAAAAUUACUGGAAAAAUCACCAAGAAACUGGUUUCUAGAUGAAGGAACCAGUUUCUUGGUGAUUUUUCUAGCGACAAUGCUAAUUUUGACAACUUUUUCAACGUCGACAGCAACUCCGACGACUUUUCCGGCAUUGUCAGCUACUCCGAUGACUUUUCCGGUGCCUGCAGCAAACUCCGGUGACUUUUCCGACACGAGUGACAACUCCGGCGAUCACUAUAGUUUUAUUUGUUUUAUUUUUUUAAAAAAAAUAUUUUUUUUUUAAAAAAAUAAAUAUGAAUGGAAUUUUAAUAUUUUUUAAGGUAAUUUAAUUAAGUUUUUUAUUUUUAUGAAUUUUAAAUUCAGAAUUUUCUUUUUAAUGUUAAAAAAAACCAUAUUUUAAUUUGAUUGGUUAGAUAAUGCUAUAUUUAGUGGCAUUUACAUUUUUUAUGUCAUAUUUAUCAUAACUUUAAUAAUUUUUCUCAUAUUUUUGAAAAUAGUCCUUACAAAUAUUACUUGCAUUUUUCUUUGGGAUUAUUUCACAAAAAUAUAAAAACAACAAAAAAAUUACAAAAAUACGGUUUCACAGAAUUUUAAACAUUUUUACGAUUUUUUUGAUUUUAUUUACAGAAAAUACGAUCUUUUUAUGUUGUAAUCUUGUUAAUUUGUUGUUGAUUUUUUGUUAUAUGUAUGUUAUUAUUUUGUUGUUAUUUUGAUGUUAUUUUGAUGUUAUUUAUGUAGUUUUCUUGUUGAUUUUAUGUUGUUUUCAUGUUAUUUUUUAGAAAACCAUAAAAAUGUAAAAAAAAACAUUCUUUUAAACGUAAAAAAUGUAAAUAUUUUAAAAUAAAUUUUGCUUUAUCUAAUUAUUCCUUUUUCUUUUCCAAAUGUUAUAGUACAUUAUAGCCCAAAUACUUAUCCAAUGGGCCGGGACAGGUCUGGGGGUAGUUUGGGCUGAACUGGAUUGAAUUCCGUAGGCCGAGUCCCAAGGGGCCCAGGUUGAACGGCAUAUUCUUCUCGAAAUCUGGUUCUCCUUGAGUUCUGACUCGGUGGGUGAGCGAAGGGUUUUUUCAAACUCUUCUUCUUCAACCUUCCUUUCAAUACUCCAAACCAAAACCCUCUCCAAUGGAGUCCCUUGCUAAGCUCCACCAACCUUUCCACCUCUCCCUCAAUACCAACCGUCUAUCAUUUACUAAACCCAUUUCUUCUUUUCGAAUAUCAUACUCAUCAUCACCUUCCUUCAAGUUCAAUUCCCUCUCCAUUAAAGCAUCUUCAUCCUCCUCUUCCCAUAACCCUAAACCCUCGCUCCUAGCCUCUAUUGUCUCACCCAUUCUCAAGACCGCUUGCAUCUCCGUUGCCGCCGCUGCUCUCUUUUUCGUCCGGUUCCACCACAAACCCGCCUUCGCCGCCGUCCCAAUUGCUGCACCUUCGGUUGUCGAAGAAUCGUCUAAGGAGGCUGCCAAUGAUGACCAAGAGAAGCUCAUUGAGGAACAUUUGAGUAGUAACCCAGAUGAUAUGGAAGCGCUUCGGUCACUCAUGGAGAUCAGGAUCAAAGCGAAUAAGCUUCAAGAAGCAGUUCAAGUGCUCGACCGGCUGAUUGAGCUCGAACCGGACGAUAACGAGUGGCCUGUGCUUAAAGCCAACAUCCAUAGUUACAUGGGUGAGCUCGAAUUGGCAAAAUAUGAGUUCGAAGAUAUUUUGAAGAAGGACCCUUUACGCGUCGAGGCUUAUCAUGGGCUAGUAAUGGCGGCUUCUCAGUCUGAGGAUAGUAAUUUGGAUGCUGUGGCUAAGAGAGUUGAGGAGGCAAUGAAGAUGUGCGAGAAACAGAGAAAUAAAUCCGAGGUUAGGGACUUUAAGCUCCUCAUUGCUCAAAUUAGAGUGAUGGAGUCCAAUUACUCGGAUGCUUUGAAGCUUUACCAGGAGCUAGCCAAGGAUGAGCCGAGGGACUUCAGACCCUAUUUAUGCCAAGGGAUUAUAUAUACCUUGCUAAAGAAGAAAAAUGAGGCUGAGAAACAGUUCGAUAAGUUCAGGAGGCUGAUUCCCAAAGAGCAUCCUUAUAGAGAGUAUUUUGAUGAUAACAUGUUUGCAACCAAGCUUUUUUCGCAGAAGGUGGAGAGGGAGACUGCGGGUUCGAGGAGAUGAAAAAAAAAAGGAUUAGAAUUUUGCUUUAUUAAUGAGAUGUUCACUAGCUGGUCACUCGGUGAGAUUGCCCAGUUCUUUUGUUCCCUUACUUUUGUUUUUGGUUAAUAGUUUUGUUUAGAUUGUAGGUACACCGAAGACUCCUUUUGUAGUGUUUAGAUUAUAGGCUGGUAUAUCUUGAAUCAAUCUGUGAGGUCUAAAAAGUUGAGUAGAAUCACUGUUCUGGUGUCAACAUUUGAAACAUAAGAUGAUAUGGUGUUAAAGUAUAUUAUGAUGCUGAAUAACUUUAAUUUGUUUGGUAUCCACAUUGUUGUGUGAGUUUACUUUUCUGUGUGCUUAUGUAUUUUCCAAAUAGUUUUGCGUAUAUGGUGGGCUUUAUGCCUAAUAAUGUAUCUUUUGGGGAUGCCAUAGAAAUAAUGGAAGUUGACAAGAGGCAAA
Cannabis sativa is the source of this 2854-nucleotide messenger RNA. RefSeq names its product protein SLOW GREEN 1, chloroplastic. The record is from RefSeq and is a predicted model, not a curated record. The transcript has a single exon. The coding region runs from base 1403 to 2419 and encodes 338 amino acids. Gene Ontology annotation, molecular function: protein binding. Gene Ontology annotation, cellular component: chloroplast thylakoid membrane. NCBI's taxonomy places the organism in Eukaryota, Viridiplantae, Streptophyta, Magnoliopsida, Rosales, Cannabaceae.